UUUCCAGGUUCACAAUGACAAAGAGUGUUAGGGCUAAAAAGAGAAAGAAUGCAAUUUUCAAAGGUGAAAUUCCAAAGGUUGGGAAGACAAUAAAAAAGACUCAGAAUGAAACCAAGACAGAUUUUCAGCUCGUAAAGAUUAUAUCAAGAGGCAGCUGGCAAAAAAUACGGAUCAAGAUCUUACAAAAGAAAGCAAAACAUAAUUUAAAGGAUUUACUCUCAAGACUGAGCCACAGCAGUAUCUAUGUACGUCAAGAUGGAGUGAAUGGGUUGCUAGAAAUAGUGAAGAAAUAUGAGGUGGUAACCUUGGAACCUAACCUACCAUCAGUGCUUCAAGGACUAGCCCCAUUGUUGUUUGACUCUGACACACUCAUUAGAUCAUCUGCCAUUAAAUUCAUGGAAGCGCUCAUCCUGAAGGUUGGGUCUAACAUUGCACCAUACUUCAAUAUUAUUGCAACUCAUUUGUCUUGUGCUAUGGUUCACCUCAACAUCAAUGUACAAGGAGAUUCUCUCAAACUAAUGCAUGUGCUUAUCAAGCACACUCCUGCACUUAUUGCCCGCCAUGCUAAUACACUGUUAAAGAACUUUGUCAACCUCAUAUCCAGAAAGGCUUCCAGCACACAGACGUCUUCUAAAUUGGAAUCCGGCAUGGUGGAUUUCUCUCGUAUUUUGCAUGUCAAUCCUAGCAACAGUUUGACGUCUCCCAAGUGGCGGCUACAGUUACUGCAGGAACUGUCCGGCUUCCUAGAAGCCAUCCUAGUGGAGCAGAAACAUGUUGAGGAGCAAGUGCCUUAUACAAUUUGGGAGACUGUUGUGGUUGGGAGUGUGCCACCAGUGGUAACUGCAGAUGUGUUGUCCAGUACCACACAAGAGAUGUGGCUCCUCUCGGACCCUGAACAACUGAAGAAAUUCUCUCUUUCCAUUAUUCCUCUUCUCUUUCAAAUUUGGGCAGAAGUUAGACCUGGAGGAACCCAAGAUUAUGCAGGAAGUAAUACCUUGAGUGAGGAAAGUGUGGAAACUCUGAACUGUAUUGUAAGAAUCAUUAGACAACUUUGGCACAUAACACAAGUUUGCCUGCACAGCCAUCCAACAAAAUGUACAUGGUUCAUGGGUGCAUUGAAGGCCAGUUACAUGACUAAAAUUAUGGUGGGAUUUCCAUAUUACUGCCAUCUAGGAGCAGUUCAGAACAAGAAGAAGAAACCAAAAAUGGUAGAUAAGAAAAUGCAGCCUGAUGGAGAUUAUAGCUUGAGACAUUGUGAUGAUCUUAACGUGUCUCUGGCACUCUUUGCUAUGCAGAUGUCUUCCUCUGAAGGCCUUGCAGAGAAUGCACUGAAUUUCUUUACGAAACUGCUUCGUGAUGGAAAUCGUGAUGGACAGUACAAUCUGGGUUCUGUAGUAAAUAUUUUGUCAGAUCUACUGCAACUAAUCCCUGAAAAGCAAGCUGACAGUCUGCUCGCUGCUGCACAGACUUGUUACACUCGCCUCCACCCUCUCAAGAAGGACCGCGCACUCUUGCUUCAGAUUCUUCUUGCUGCUACCGAUAUUGACCAUCCACAACUCUGGAAAUGUGGAAGCAACAGUGUUUGGGUGUAUCAGGUUGUGGAAGACCUGGCUAGUGGCAGUGCUCGUGACCUCCUCCUGCACACUGCCAUCAUUCUUCGCCUGCGUAACAACACUGAGAUCAAACAGUUGCUUCUUGCUAGAAAAGAUGAGAUAAGAGAAAAAAUUGAAAGCAAAGGCAUCCAAGGUAUGACACCAGGUGAAGUAAAUAAAAAACUACAUCUUCUCUUGAAGGAUUGAGAAUAACUAUGUUGAAAAAUAAGCACAAUAAAAAUAAACAUUUUUACCCGUAUUA
This is a messenger RNA of Cherax quadricarinatus, 1854 nucleotides long. NCBI's taxonomy places the organism in Eukaryota, Metazoa, Arthropoda, Malacostraca, Decapoda, Parastacidae. The record is from RefSeq and is a predicted model, not a curated record.